Molecule: messenger RNA, 2833 nt
Organism: Dipodomys ordii (Ord's kangaroo rat)
Lineage: Eukaryota; Metazoa; Chordata; Mammalia; Rodentia; Heteromyidae
Gene: Arid3a
Product: AT rich interactive domain 3A (BRIGHT-like)
Exons: 9
Coding region: 333-2162 (609 amino acids)
Biological process (GO): regulation of transcription by RNA polymerase II
Cellular component (GO): nucleus
Molecular function (GO): DNA binding
Source: RefSeq, a predicted model, not a curated record
GAGGCCGGGCGGGGGUCGAGGGCUCCGGUCCCCCCCUCCGGAGCCGCUCCGCACGGUUUCUGCAAACGUGUGAAUGAACCAGAUACCAGACUCUGCCCCUGGGUGCCCUGUCUGAGGAGGCAUCUGCCCACCCACCUGCCACUGGCAUGCUCCACCAGCCUUCAGUCUGAGCUUGGCGGCCCCCGCCCCCACUCCCCGCCACCCUGCACUGCCCCGGCUCUCCCGAGGCCCCCACGCUGCAGUGUGGCCGGGCCCCCUCCCCACAGGGGCCACCCCUGCCGCCUGCCCCUGGUGCCCGGGGUGGUGGUGGCGGCGGCCCGGCCCGCAGGGCCAUGAAGCUUCAAGCUGUGAUGGAAACGCUCUUACAGCGACAGCAAAGAGCUCGCCAAGAGCUGGAGGCCCGGCAGCCUCCACCAGCCCAAUCUCCCUCCACUGGACCCCCGGCCCGAGCCCGGGCCACCCCAGAUGAGGACAGAGAGCCCGAGAAUGCCCGAAUGCAGCGGACACAGAUGGCUGCUCUGGCUGCGAUGCGGGCAGCUGCUGCAGGCCUGGGGCAUCCGUCCAGCCCCGGUGGCUUGGAGGACGGCCCCCCAGGCUCAGAGGAUGAGGACAUGACCCAAGAGGGGGCUCCAGGUUCCCCAGACCUGCCUGGCCGAGGCAGGGAGGGGCCAGGACACACAGAAGGAGACAGUCGCUUCGAGGAUGUGGGAUCAGAUGAUGAAGAAUUAAAGCCAAAGUGGGAGGAGGAAGAACUUGAGGAAGACCUGGGUGAGGAGGAUGAGGAUGAAGAGGAUGACUACGAGGAUGAGGAGGAUGAGGACGAGGAAGGACUGGGCCCCCCAGGCCCUGCUGGCCUGGGCUCUGCCGGCCUGUUUCCCCGCAAGGCCCAGCUGGCCCAGACCUUCCGUGGAGAUGGUGUAACGAGGGUGCUGGGUGGCCCGGAGCGGCCAGGGCCUGGCACUGCCCUUCCUGGAGGCGCUGCCCAUGUUGUACCCCAACUGCAGCCGCCGGACCACGGGGACUGGACGUACGAGGAACAGUUCAAGCAGCUCUAUGAACUUGAUGGGGACCCCAAGAGGAAGGAGUUUCUGGAUGAUUUGUUCAGCUUCAUGCAGAAGCGAGGCACGCCCGUCAACCGGAUCCCCAUCAUGGCCAAGCAGGUGCUGGACCUGUUCAUGUUGUAUGUGCUGGUGACAGAGAAGGGCGGCCUUGUGGAAGUUAUCAACAAGAAGCUGUGGCGGGAGAUCACCAAAGGCCUCAACCUCCCUACCUCCAUCACCAGCGCUGCCUUCACCCUGCGCACGCAGUAUAUGAAGUAUCUAUACCCCUAUGAGUGUGAGAGGCGGGGCCUGAGUAGCCCCAACGAGCUACAGGCCGCCAUCGACAGCAACCGAAGGGAGGGUCGGCGCCAGAGCUUUGGAGGCUCACUCUUCGCCUAUUCGCCCGGUGGGGCCCAUAGCAUGCUGUCCUCACCCAAGAUUCCUGUGCCCUCCCUAGGUCUGGCUGCCAGCACCAAUGGCAGCUCCAUCACCCCAGCCCCCAAGAUCAAGAAAGAGGAGGAUUCAGCCCUUCCUAUCACAGUCCCGGGCCGCUUGCCUGUGUCCCUGGCAGGCCACCCCGUGGUGGCAGCUCAAGCAGCUGCUGUGCAAGCAGCAGCAGCCCAAGCAGCCGUGGCAGCCCAGGCCGCCGCCCUCGAGCAACUUCGGGAGAAACUGGAGUCUGGGGAGCCUCCUGAAAAGAAGAUGGCCCUGGUGGCAGAUGAACACCAGCGGCUCAUGCAGCGAGCCUUACAGCAGAACUUCCUGGCCAUGACAGCCCAGCUGCCCAUGAGCAUCCGUAUCAACAGCCAAGCAGCCUCUGAGAACCGCCAGGACUCUGCCAUGAGCCUGACCAGCACCAACGGCAGCAACAGUAUUAGCAUGUCGGUGGAAAUCAAUGGUAUCAUGUACACAGGAGUGCUCUUUGCCCAGCCACCGGCCCCCACACCCCCCUCAGCAGCCAGCAAAGGUGGUGGCAGUGGGGGUACAGGUAACAACAACAACACUGGCAACAGAGGAGGAGCCAGCGGAAUCAGCAGCAACAGUGGGGGCAGCCAGGCGGGGCCCACGGGGCUGUCUGCGCCGCCCCCCACAUCCUCUACCUCAAAUAACGCCUUGCCUUAAUUUACCACAUCGCAUUGCUGCCCACCCACAAUAGCUCCUUGGAAUCGCCCACGCCUCCUCCCCUCCCCCCUGCAGGAGGUGCCAAGCUCUUCCCCCCUCACAGGGUAGGGGGUCCUGGCAGCCAACCAUGGCAGGGGCCAGAAAGGCGAAAAUGCGGGUGGGGGAGGGUAGAGAUCCACAAUGGUGCCACAUUAACGCCAAAAAAAAAAAGAAAAGAAAGAAAGAAAAAGAAAGGAAAAAAAAGGAGAGGAAAAAAUAUAGAUAUAUAUACAUACAUACAUAUAUAUAUAAAUAUAAAUAUAAAGCAAAUUUAAUAAAACAGGGGAAAACCAAGGAACACUUGAAUUUGUAAGGUUUUGGACAUUCAGAAAAAUGGAUUGUGAGGACCACCACAAGAUAGGCGUGCCCCCCCUCCCCGGGAGGCGGGGUCUUACCCUGGGGUCCAAGUCAACCUAUUUAUUACCUCAUGCAUUGCUGUAGUGUGCAGUUCUCAGUUCGGCUGGGUUUUUAUUAUUUUUAUUUUAUCUUAUUUUUAUUCAUCACACAUUCACACCAGCUCCUUCCUUGGGUUGAAGGAAACCCCUGAGCCAUCGUCACAAAAAAAAAACUUUUUCUUUUUUUUUUUUUCUGUUGCUUUAGGAACUAUGAAUUUUCUUUUUCUCUAAAAAAAA